This is a messenger RNA of Trematomus bernacchii (emerald rockcod), 7643 nucleotides long. RefSeq names its product ring finger and CCCH-type domains 2 (gene rc3h2). The coding region runs from base 605 to 4066 and encodes 1153 amino acids. Gene Ontology annotation, molecular function: metal ion binding. The transcript has 20 exons. Lineage: Eukaryota; Metazoa; Chordata; Actinopteri; Perciformes; Nototheniidae. The record is from RefSeq and is a predicted model, not a curated record.
CGAAAAGCGGCUUGUUCCGGCUUGCCCCUUUACAUCUUUUUAUCCUUGCUCACAAUAUUAAAAUAGUGCCCCCGCGCCACUCUAUAGAACAUUUUACUCCAAAGCAUUUUUGUUAAACUGUCGGAGUGAACAUAACCGUGUCUCAGGCAGAGUAUGCAGGAUGCGUGUGCAGCAGGUCUCCGCCUGUGCAGCCCGGCGGUGAGGCUGAGGCGCAGUUCAGGCACCAUCACCGGCGGAGCGAUACCACCAUCUCCUCUCAGCCCCGGUUCAUCAGACGGAGAGAGUGAGGCUCACUGUACCUGAGAGAACCGUCAUGUACCAUCGAAAGGGGGGCAGAGGAUCAAAACUAGACCAAGGCAGCUAAUGAUUUGAGAUGCAGAGGCAUUUCGCUUCAACGUUAAGAAUUAUCUCCCUGCUGCUGGCUUCUAACAACUGAUGAAGAUUUUUUUUUUAUUCUGAUGCGCUUCUGUGGAUGAAUAUGUGUAUUCUGAUGCUGUGGUGUGCUGCGUGAGUCAUCAUCGGCGAGCGGGAGCUGUUGUCAGGGCUCGUUGACAUGCGUUCCCCCUGAGCUCGGCGGAGCCCCCCUUGGUGGUGUGGUGGAAGGAUGCCAGUGCAGGCGGCCCAGUGGACGGAGUUCCUGUCCUGUCCCAUCUGCUACAAUGAGUUUGACAGCAGCGGCCACCAGCCCAUCAGCCUGGGCUGCUCCCACACGGUGUGUAAGACCUGCCUCCACAAGCUGCACCGCAAGGCCUGCCCCUUCGACCAGACCCCCAUCAGCACUGACAUCGACCUGCUGCCGGUCAACUGUGCCCUGCUGCAGCUGGUUGGAGCUCAGGUCCCAGAUGUGCAACCGGUGAGCCUGAACAGUGCAGCAGAAGUUGAGAACUAUGAGGCGUGCAAGGUGUGCGUUGAAGAGCUGGCUCUCUACCUGAAACCCAUCAGCGGAGCAAAAGAACUGUCACCUUCUGCAGGUGUGGCGACUCUGAGUCCCAGCGUGCUCAGCCGGCCGAUGCAGAGGAAGCUGGUGACCUUGGUGAACUGCCAGCUGGUGGAGGAGGAGGGCCGUGUGCGGGCGGUGCGGGCCGGCCGGUCGCUGGGAGAACGGACCGUAACCGAGCUCAUCCUCCAGCACCAGAACCCCCAGCAGCUCUCUGCCAACCUCUGGGCAGCGGUGAGGGCGCGGGGCUGCCAGUUCCUGGGUCCUGCUAUGCAAGAAGACGCUCUGAAACUAGUUUUACUGGCUCUGGAAGACGGCUCAGCUUUGUCCAGGAAGGUGUUAGUUUUGUUUGUAGUUCAAAAGCUCGAGGCUCGCUUCCCCCAGGCCUCCAAAACCAGCAUAGGGCACGUGGUGCAGCUUCUCUACAGGGCCUCCUGCUUCAAGGUGACUAAGCGGGAUGAAGACUCCUCGCUGAUGCAGCUGAAAGAAGAGUUCCGAACGUACGAGGCUCUCCGGAGAGAACAUGACGCUCAGAUCGUCCACAUCGCCAUGGAGGCGGGACUACGGAUUUCCCCCGAGCAGUGGUCCUCUCUGUUGUACGGAGACUUGGUCCAUAAAUCACAUAUGCAGUCCAUUAUAGACAAGUUGCAGUCUCCGGAGUCGUUUGCAAAGAGCGUUCAGGAACUGACGAUCGUACUUCAGAGGACAGGGGACCCCGCCAACCUCACAAGCCUUAGACCGCACCUAGAGCUGCUCGCCAACAUAGACCACAACCCAGAUGUCCCGGCACCAUCAUGGGAGGAGCUGGAAAGUGUGAUGCUAGCUGUGAAGUUGGUGGUUCAUGGACUUGUGGAAUUCAUACAGAACUUCAGCAAAAAGAGCCAUGACACUCCACAGCCUCAGGCCAACAGCAAGUACAAGACCAGCAUGUGCAGAGACCUCCGUCAGCAGGGAGGCUGUCCCAGAGGAACCAACUGUACUUUUGCACACACACAGGAUGAACUGGAGAAAUUCAGACUGAGAAACAAGAAGAGCAUCAGCGCUGGCCGUGCAUUCCCUUUGUCUCCAGGGGUUAUGGGUAAAACCUUCACCAUGGAGGGCGGCAUCCACGAAGAAUCGUCUGCAGGCGUGGGGCAAGGGCUCCAAGACACAGGGGAGGACAUGGCCUCCCUGACAGAGGGGGUGCCCAGCCUGACUCACCCACAACUGAUCUCCAGAGGGGCUGACAUGAUGGAGGAAAUAAAGAGGGCGGUGCCAAAUGGAUCCAAUGGGGCUAAUGGGUCCAACGGGCUAUCCAGCAGAAACACGGGGUCAACUGAAAAGAAGCUCAUCUCCCCUCCCAGGACUCCGGUCAGCCACUCCUCAGCGUCGUCUCCCUUGACAACAGCAGGGGGGCGGGGUGAUGGUGGCGCUUCUAUGCCCAAACAUGGUCAGUAUGUGCUGCGCGCACCACAUCCUUCUCAGGCGUCAGAGCUGUACUAUCAGGAGCCCCACUCUGCAUAUGACACGCCACAUUAUCAACCAACCUCAGGUUCCUACUACCAAUCCUCUCUCCAUCCUCCUCACAAACCCUGCAUGGCUCGCUUCCUUCGAUCCUCCAACGUCCCAGAAUCCUCUCUCCCGCCCUCGAUUGGCCCUCCGCCAUCUUCCUACCCAAAUGACCCACAUGCACCACACCCACCUUCCUCCUCCUCUUCGGGCUUCCCUCCCCGAGAUAGGAUGGGACCUCCUGCCUUCCACCACCACCCGGGGCAGCCUCAGUACGGCCCUCUGGCUCCUGCUCACGGUGUUUAUGCUCCGCUCUACGACAGCAGGAGAGUCUGGAGGCCUCAGCUGUACCACAGGGAGGAUGCCAGGAGCAACUCGCUGCCUCCGGAAGUGCUGCAUUCCUCCGUCUACCAGCCUCCACUCAGGGAGAGAUUCAACUCUCUAGACAGCAACUACUGCUCCGGAAGUGAACACCGUGCGGGGCUACACAGGGAUUAUGGCCGCGUUCCUCUCGGUUACGAGGAUUUGUUCAGGAGGAAGCAGGAACAGUGGGCUCACCAUCAUCACCAUCACAACGCCAACAGGCCCUCCCAGUCCUCCCCCAUCUUUACCAUCGAUUUUGGUGCAGAGCAUGUGGAGGGCAGCGGAGGUCAGUGCAUGGGGUGCAGGUUCAGAGGCGAGGAGAGUUUAGCCCACUACUCCCCGUGGUCCUGCGGUACCAUCGGCACCUGCCUCAGCCCCUUUGAGCCUGAAACACUCACACACACAUCGGCUCACUCCUGCUCAGAGCACUCGGAGUUGGACAGUAACGGAGGUGGAGGAGGUGGUGUGAGCAGUAGUGGUGUCGGGAAAAGAUGGCUGCAUUCGUUGGAUCAUUAUCGGCGCAUGAAAGACGAGGACCCGAUCAUUCCCUUUAGUGAGGGGCCCAUUAUCUCAAAGUGGGGGGCCAUAUCCAGGGCAUCUCGCACGGGCUACCACACCACUGACCCCAUCCAAGCCACAGCCUGCCAGGGGAGCGCCAACACCACACCCAUCAACUUUAAAGAUUACAACCACCACCUGGAUCACAGCGACUACAGGUGGAGCUCCAGAGGAUCGGACUCUUCCAGCCACUCCAGUUUCCUAGAGAGCGAGCAGCUUUGUGCAUCAGAUCUUCACUGCCGCCGAACGUCCAUUAGCAGUGGAGAGAAAAUCGCGUCCGACCUUCAGGCACGUCAGUUCGCCUACAGCCGGGAGCGGGGCCGGGCCGAGAGCGAACCGGACCCGGAGCGAGACAUCGAGCUCGAACUCUGCGCUCUAGACAUGGAGGACUCAGAGAUCAAGUCUCAGGACUCUUUAGACCUGGCCGCCCUACAGUCUCAGGAUGCUUCCCACUUCCUCCCUCCACCCUGCUCCUCUCCCCUCCUCUCUUCUCCUGUGGAGGAGCACUCCCAAACAGAAGGUCCUCUGACAGAAAAGAUGGACACUCACCUGCUGAAAAAGAUGGCCUUCAGGAAGUCAUUGUCUCCUGGAGGCUUGGUCUCAGGAGGUCUUGGCGUUGGCAAGCUAGUCCUGCGGACUGGAUCUCCUCGACUGGGGGACCCUUCCACCCGGGCUUGUCCUGAGACACCCGGGACAGAAAUGCUGCUCAAUAGAAGCUAAGGGGACACAAAGUCAGACAUUGAUCUGCGCCAAGCGAGAGCUGAGUGGCUAUCAGAUCCUGGUUAAAGGGAAUACCAUUUAUUUCCAGCUUUCAUCAAUCAUUCGCCUAAAUAAAUGUGUGCUGCGACACAUUGUAAAAGGCAACAGAAAAUCAUCCUGCCCCCUAAGUGGCUAUUAUUGGCAAUAUACAGCUCCAUAAAGAUAUCAAUGUUAUACCCAUGAAGGCACAGAUCCCCUCGCUGUAAUGCUGAACUUUUCCAUGUUUUCAGUUUCAACCACUUUUUCAAAAGGCUGGAGAUCUCACAACAUCUUCAUCUCUUCCUGUACAUUUGUUUGCCUGACACAUAAUUUAGUCUGUUGUCAUUCAACUACGAUUUUUUCAUGAUAUUUCACAGUGUCCGUAACACAGCAAGAGCCACUCUUUUAACUUCAGGAUUUGAUUAUUUGUUAAUGCUUUCCUCUACUUAUUCUAACUUUUUUUACAAGUAGCAUUGAUUAUCAACAAGCACUAAAGUCCCAAUAUUUCUUACAUAUUCUGUUCUUCUCCCAGUAUUGAUGCUGGGUACCAUACAUCAUUUGCUAAAAGUUUUAAUUUAAUAUAUAUUGUUAGUAAUAUAAUUGACUGAAUGUAAAUGCUCUCGAGCUUGUGUCUGUUUCCUCCAAAGCAGGCGUUGGUUCGAGACAUUAUCCAAAGCUAUAUUUAACAAAACAGUAAUUAUUUAUUCCUUUUUGACAACAUGAAUGAAUAUUUGACAAUUAUAUUGAAUUAGUAUUGCUAUCUUUUUACUUUGUAAUGCAUUUAUUUCCAUAAGCCAACGUACAAUACGGAGAAAAGAGGGCACUCCACAAAAAAACUGCCACUUAAACAAGCUCAUUAUUUUAUGAGACACAGGUAUUAAUAUUAAUCACUUGAGGUAAGAAGGGAAGAAAACAAAACAAAUAUGUGUGUCGAUUUGUAUACAGGCCACAUUAACUCACAACAAUCUUGUAAAACAUCUAUUGUUUUUCUCUUUGUGCGUGUAGUGGUUCUAGCAUUUAAUACCACGGAAGUCUCACUGCUCUCCUUCUUCCUCUCACACACACAUUCUCACACAGUAGACACAAACAUGCAUUGCAGUGGCCUUCCUCUCCUUGGUGUUACAUUGGGCUCCACGCUGUCAGACACCUGUCCUGUUUCAGAGGUGCUCCCUUGAUCUCGAUCUAAAAAAACUGGAAAUUCCAAUUUUUUUGUAAGCUCAUGGCAUUUGGUGUGCUUUCCAGUCUGGUCACCUUAACGUACACUGUAAACAAUAUUCAGAGGUCAUGUUAUUAAACUGAAGCUUAUGAAAGUGUGAAACACCACUUCUCGUGUUUCUUCACGCUGUAUCUUUGUUUAACUUUUUAAAAAGUCUUUGGUUUCUUUUAUUUGAUGCAUUGCUAACUUCUGUGAAGUUGUUUGCCGGCGUAUUUUGUAUCAGGAUCUUUGUUACUCUUGUUUUGUUUGCUAUAUUUUACAUCACAAACAGACAAAAUGUAUCGUCUUGUCUGAUGUAUCUCUGUGUUUUGCCUGCCAUUGAAUGCAUUACACUGUCUAGUUUACUGUCAUUUUGUGCAUUGUGGGUGAUUUACAUAAAGCCCAGCCCACCUGGACCCAGCCUACAUAUACAAGAUUUAAAAGUCAUGGGUUUUAUAACACCUUUUUAAAAAUCUUAUAAGAUUUGUAAAGGAAAAGAAGAAUCGUUCCAGUUUCCAAUCCCAUUUUAGAGGAUGGCAGAAUGUCCGUACGUGUCAGGAUUGCUUAUCGAGUUUCAAGUUAAAACUUAAUUAACCUGAGUAGAAAAUAAAAUAGUGGUCUGGUUAACCUUUUGUUUUUUUUCCCGCUUAUCUUCCAACCACACAGCGGGUAGACAGGGAAGAAUUGGAAUGAACAAUUUGGUUUAAUACUCUAAUGAAAAGUCCAAUGUUCUGUAGGCUUUAUUUCUGAGAUGAAGUCCUGAAAUUAGCUCAGCUACUGUCGCUCUGCAUCUGUUUACAACUUCACCUCUGAAGUCAUAUAAGUGCCAUGUCGUGUACAGUACCGUACAAUCCCUGCUAUUUUCCGACAGCUUUUCCUAUCCCUCCAGUGUAAACUAUGUGAGGAGGGAAAGGCUUAGUUGAGAACACUUCUUGUGUAUUUCUGCUUUGUUCCAUAAGAGGAGGCUAGAUCCGUUCUCGUCUGAAUCGCUCAGGGAAGACUUAACUUGCUCAGCUACUUUUGUUUUUUCUAUAUUCAUCGCUUAAAUAUUCUGUGGAAGUAUUAACCUGGAUUUCACUUGCUGAUAAACCAGCCUUCCAUUCAAAGCAUAAGGUUUACAGAUAAUAUUGUUUGCCAGUGUUUACUUUGCAUUUGCCUCUCAGUAUCAAUAUUGGCUUUGCUAUUCCUGCACCCAUGGGCAGGGCUGGGCACUACUGUAAGUAAAAGCAGUAUUGUGAGUAUUGAAGUGAUACACCCCGUUUCCAUCAAAGUGUCCAGAGCACUGCUGUAGUGGUUAUUUGCACUGCCUACCCAUGUACUGCCAGCGGGUGCACUAUGCCCCCCCACCCAACUUUGCCUUCCUCCCACCAAUCCAUCCGCCCUGCAUUCUGCUUCAUGCAUGCGAUAUAGUCCCUCUUGUGAUGGCGGAGGAGUAUUGAUGAUUCUGUAGUUGUGAUACAACACACCCAGCGCUGUAAGAGUUCUGCACAUGCCCACUGUGUGGCCACGUCAAGUGCUGAAGUCUGCUUGCAGCAUUUUACUUGUUUGCUCAUGAAAAUAAAUUCUUGUUUGAUAGAGAUUAUAUUAUGACUAUUAUUGUUAUUACCACAUUUGAUUGGUGUUGUGGUAUUUUUCCUUCCGGGUAUAAGUCAGCUUCUUUGUUUUGAAUUGAGAAUUAGCUGAAGUUUUUUAUUAGAUAAAAAAGUGUCUCAUUAUUCUAUAUUAUAUGGGGGAAAAGCCUGUUUGUUGAUCGUGAGACAUAUGAUGUUUUCUGACUAUUCAUGUCUGUAUUAGACAUUUUAUUUGCAAAUCUAUUGUUCGAUUGAAAUGUAAAUUAACUAUGAGAUGGUACACAUCUGUCAUUGUAUACAGUCUGGCACCAUCAUUAGAUGGACUUAUAUUAUAGACGCUCAUUUAUACGACCUGUGAUAAUCAGAUAUAUUUAAAUGUUUAAAUCUUUGGGGCAGUUGUGUAAUGUUUCAGAAUGAGGAAAAUGUAAACUCCUUAAGAGACAGCAUAUCUUAAAUGUCCCACUAAUAAAUAAUACUGUUACGUAUUCCAUUUAUUUCCUUGGAAAUAUCACAUUGUGAAAGGAAUCCCUUUUACUGACCUUAUGGUAAUGCAGGACUGGAGUUAGUCAAACCUACGAUGAGAAUGAUUUAUGUGCUUUUUAAUGAUCGAUGAAACUGUUUGAGUGUUGUUAACUGACUGAAUAUUCUGUGCAUUUUAUGGCUCGUUCAUCUGUAUUACACUGAAUUACAGACAGCUUGGCCGAGCAGCAUAAGGCUUCUGUGUUGCACUAAGAGAUGGAAAUAUGGAAAGGCACAUUAAAUGCAUGCCACAAUAAACAAACAGAAAAACAUG